Messenger RNA from Oppiella nova, 1190 nucleotides. The record is from the annotation of a GenBank genome assembly. NCBI's taxonomy places the organism in Eukaryota, Metazoa, Arthropoda, Arachnida, Sarcoptiformes, Oppiidae.
GUACAGUGAGGCAGAGAAGUGGUGCGCAAAGCACUGCCAUAAAUGCCAUUCAAUGCAAUCGCUUGACGACUGGUAUAACUGUAUUGAGUGAAUGGCAGACAAAACAGUGUUUGUGUUUCGCAGCAAUCACUCAAUAAUCACUCGUUUUGUGUAAUUAUUGUCCGAAAUAUACAUUAAAUUAGUGUUCAUUUGAAACACAAUUAGAGAUCUAUUUACAAGUUGUCGUCAAAACUAUCACCACAUUUGGAGUCAUAAUAAUCGCUACAAGAAGUGGCUGUCGAUGAUAGUAAUGCCGACCAAUUGGGCGUCUCAUUGAAUGUGCAAUCGCUGUGUGUUUUAGCCAUCGAUUCAAGUGAUCAGACAAUUAUCGCUCAUCUGUGGUGUCUUUGUGUGGGUCCGUGUCGUCCUCCUCAUCAGUCAUGUCAUCGCGAGUGCACUCGAAUUACUCGCACCCGAGGAAUGGAUCCGUGUCCUCGCGGCCAUCGUUUAGCCGUCAGCUCCGGAACCGCUGCGACCUCUGCAUCCGUAUCUUCAAGUGGCUGCCCGUCCUCUUCAUCGUGUCGGUGCUCUCGUGGGGUUAUUACGCGUACGUCAUUCAACUCAACCUCUUCAACGUCGAGCACAUCCUUCUCAAGACUUUCUAUUUGAUUGUCUUUCACGUGAUAUACGUGUUGACGCUGUGGUCCUAUUGGCAGACCAUCUUCACGGACAGCGCACACAUACCCCGAGAUUUCUGGUUCCCGGCCUCAGAGAAGGAGAAGCUCUUACAGGAGCCCAACGAAGAGAAUCAAAGACGUCUUGUGGAGCAGUACGUGAGUGACCGCAAUCUGCCGGUGCAGUGUCGCGCCUACACCGGCACCUACAGGAUCUGUGACAACUGCUUCAUGAUUAAGCCGGACAGAGCCCACCACUGCUCCGUAUGCGACCAAUGCGUGCUUAAGAUGGACCACCACUGCCCCUGGUUUGUCACCAUUACAUGCCAUACCAUACCACUACUACACCGCUUGGUUAAUAAUUGUGUCUCGUUUUCAAACUACAAAUUUUUUAUACUAUUUCUCGGAUACGCUUUCCUCUUGUGUUUCUAUUCAGCCCUCACUUCGUUCCCGUAUUUCCUCAAGUUUUGGAAGAUCCACAUUAGAGUCAUUCCGAGCGCCUGUAUUCGCGAGUGGGCCCGACCGGAAUGCCUAUAA